Salvelinus fontinalis (brook trout) is the source of this 6468-nucleotide messenger RNA. Its product is annotated as apoptosis-stimulating of p53 protein 2-like. The coding region runs from base 600 to 3836 and encodes 1078 amino acids. The record is from RefSeq and is a predicted model, not a curated record. Lineage: Eukaryota; Metazoa; Chordata; Actinopteri; Salmoniformes; Salmonidae. Gene Ontology annotation, molecular function: p53 binding. Gene Ontology annotation, cellular component: nucleus. Gene Ontology annotation, biological process: signal transduction; regulation of apoptotic process. The transcript has 18 exons.
UGUACACAACUCCUAUUUACCGCUUCACAACUGAUGAUUACCACCUUUCCACUUGGUUAGGAACGCCGCAUUAUUAUAUUCGCAGAACGCCUCACUCGCUUUUGGGUUGGGUUGCCGACGUUUGUAAAUUCAACCGAUACCUUUCCUAGUGGGCAAGUACACUUCUAGAUACACAUUGUCUAAAAAUGUAAGUCUUUAAUAGAUAGGGAUAAAGAUGGAUUGAAAAUUGGAUUUAACAAUGGACGUACAGUUGGCUAUUUCUGCCGUUCUAUUAUUCAUGGUUGCACAUUUGCACAUUGUUGGGCCAAAUAACCAUGUCGAUCAGAUGGCCACCGGACUAAUCGUGAGAAAUUAUUUCAAGGGAUAGAUCGUUGUCAUUGAGAAGGGCCUUGUUACAGUACCAUUGCAACAGGUCUCCAGUAAAGACAACAUCCAUAAUUGUGGAACGGGAGAAUGUAAAAUUAGAGCGGCUCGUGCGUAUAAUAGACGGGCGACAGAAAAAAGGAAUAAACUAGAUCCGAUGUCACUGCUCUGUUGGAUUAUCGAAUACGUGAAGGAUUUAAUAUCCUCGAAUCGAAGAUAGCAGUAGCCAACGUUGCAUGCGAUACGUUGCCAAUAUGAUGCCGAUGUUCCUCACCGUGUACCUCAGCAACAAUGACCAGCAUUUCACAGAGGUGCCCAUUACCCCGGAAACCCUGUGUCGUGAUGUGGUGGAGCUGUGCAAGGAGCCGGGGGAGGGAGAAUGCUACCUAGCUGAAAUGUGGCGAGGCUCAGAGCGCGCCAUUGGCGACGGAGAGCGAAUGCUGGACGUGCUCCAGUGUUGGGGACAGCAGAGGGGGGAGGUGCGCUUCCUCCUGCGCCAUGACCGGGCACCCUGCAGAGAGUCAGGCGGACCAAGGGUCUCCGAUCACUCCGCUAAAAGGAACAUGGUCAAGGUCCCUGUGGACCGAUGCGUGGAGAAUGGGGUGGCACCACCUUGCAUGGACAUCACCCUCUCGGAGCUGCAGGAGUUGGCGUCACGGCAACAGCAGCAGAUCAAUUUGCAGCAGCAGCUCCUGGCCUCAAAGGAGCAACGUCUGCGCUACGUGAAGCUGCAGGAGCAGCAGCAGCAGGCGUCAGAGCAUGAGAGACUACGGCAGCUUCGUGAGAACGCUGAGAACCAGGAGACCAAGCUGCGGCGGGUGCGGGCCCUCAAGGGUCAAGUGGAGCAGAAACGCCUCAGCAACAGCAAACUGGUGGAGGAGAUAGAGCAGAUGAACGGGCUGUUUAAGAGUAAGCAGUGCGAGCUCCUGGUGGCCGUCUCGAGAGUGGAUGAGCUGAGCAGGCAGCUGGAGACCCUGAAAAGCGUCAAGAUGGAGCCCUCUCAUGACGGCCCGAGCUCCGCCGGCGAGCUGGAGCGUCUUUACAAGGAGCUGCAGCUGAGGAAUAAGCUGAACCAGGACCAGAGUGCCAAGCUGCAACAGCAGCGUGAGAGCCUGAGCAAGCGCAACCUGGAGGUGGCCACCAUGGACAAGCGAGUGGCCGAACUCCGCGAACGCCUGUGGAAGAAGAAGGCAGCGCUACAGCAGAAGGCGAACUUGCCCGUCCCCACAAAGAGCCAGGCCCUGCAGCCAUGUGGCCCUUCCAGGGUGGCGGCUGUGGGCCCUUACAUCCUGUCCUCCACUGCGGCCCCAGGGCCUCCGGUGCCCAGCCGACAGGAGCUGCUGAUCAAGCCUGCCUACCCCGACGGCACCACCACCUUACCCACGCCAGACUCCUCCAUGAAGGCCCCUCCUAGACCGCUUAAACCCUACUCAGCUCUGACAGGUUUCCAGUCAUCCAAGACGUCUAAGCUGUCCGACUGGUCCAGCUCCAGUGCAGAGUCCAGCGGCAGUCAUCAUGGCAUGUCCUCUACUCUGCCUCGCAUGUCCAGCCUCUCCUCACAGGGCUCAGGAGAUGCCGAGACCCUCAAGGACCAAAAGGGCCGUCACAUUUCUAUGUUUGACGCCCCGGCUCCCCUCCACUCACAGAACAAUCAGAGCAGCGAGGACCUCUUGAGGGAUACCCAGGCGGGUGGUAAGGCUCUCGGCAAGGUGCCACCUCCUAUCCCUACCAAGCCCCCGACCUUCGGCAAACCGCCCUACAGCACGGGCACCUUCCCGGGCAAGGCAAAACCGUCUGCCUCCCUCCAUCUGUGUGCACCUUCGCCCAUCGCCAUCCACAGCCACACCCUGCCUCUGCCCCCCAAGCAGGAGGCUCCUCCGGCGGCUACGGUGCGCCCCUUCACCCCGGAUCCUCCAGAGUCCACAGCAGCAGUGCCUGUUCUCCAGAAGCCACAGACGGUGGCGGCCUCCUCCAUCUACUCCAUGUACACCCAACAGCCCAGGACAGGCGGGGGCACUCUUACACGCACGCAGCCCAGAGUGUAUGGAAAGCCAGUCAUCUCAGGCAGUGGGGGGCAGCAGUCACUCCUCCAGGACUCCACCUAUUCGGGGGCCGGAGAUUUCGAGGUGGACCAGGGGGGUCCCGGCCUGGCGUCUCCGGCCCCUGAGAGCCAGUGGGGCCAGGAGACGGAGCGGGCCCCUCGUCCCCUCAGCCCCACCAAGCUACUCCCCUUCAUCUCGCACCCUCACCGGCACCCCAGCGACGCCGACCUGGAAGCCCUGCGCCGCCGACUGCACCAUGGCCCGCGACCCCUCAAGAAGCGCAGCUCCAUCACAGAGCCUGAGGGCCCCGCGGGGCCCAACAUCCAGAAGCUUCUCUACCAGAAGACCACACUGGCCGCCAUGGAGACUGUUUUGGGGUCCCCCUACGAGGGUGAAGGUGGAGGAACAUGGAAGGAGGGGGCCAGUGCCGGUGGAGCCCCAGACCGCACUGGUACGUCCCAAGUUUUCACCGCUGCAGCGUCCCUCGCUGAGACCGAGGAAGACGCACAGGUGCCCCCUCGCUCGCCCAUCCCAGAGCCCUCAUCCUCCUCCAGCCACACCAUGCCCCCAUCGCUGGAGGAAGAGGAGCUGGAGCCCUGCCACCCGCCCCCCCAUCAGCCAGAAGCCUACUUGGAGGAGUACCCGCCCUACCCACCCCCUCCAUACCCCAGCGCGGGGGAGCAGGACUUGGGGGAGGACACCCUCAACAUGAAGGCUCCGGAGGUCGCGGGACAGGUCACUAUGCCACCGGGCAAGAGGACCAACCUGCGGAAGGUCGGCUCGGAGCGCAUCGACCACGGCAUGCGAGUCAAGUUUAACCCCCUGGCCCUGCUGUUGGACUCAUCUCUGGAGGGCGAGUAUGAUCUGGUGCAGAGGGUCAUCUAUGACGUGGAUGACCCCAGCCUACCCAAUGACGAGGGCAUCACAGCCCUGCACAACGCCGUCUGUGCCGGCCACACCGAGAUCGUCAAGUUCCUGGUGCAGUUUGGCGUGAACUCCAACGCUGCCGACAGCGAUGGCUGGACUCCAUUGCACUGUGCGGCCUCCUGUAACAAUGUGCAGGUGUGUAAGUUCCUGGUGGAGUCCGGGGCUGCUGUGUUCGCCACCACCUACAGUGACAUGCAGACAGCGGCAGACAAGUGCGAGGAGAUGGAGGAGGGCUACGCACAGUGCUCCCAGUUCCUCUACGGUGUACAGGAGAAGAUGGGCAUCAUGAACCGUGGGGUGGUGUACGCCCUGUGGGACUACGAGGCUGAGGACGAUGACGAGCUGGCCUUCCAGGAAGGCGACUGCAUGACGGUACUGCGGCGCGAGGACAAGGACGAGAUCGAGUGGUGGUGGGCCCGCUGCGGAGACCGAGAGGGCUACAUUCCAAGGAACCUGCUAGGGCUGUAUCUGAGGAUCAAGCCACGGCAGAGGAGCUUGGCUUAAAUUAUAUCGGCUCACGUUCCACCCUACUCGCUGAAAACUACUCCGACUUGAAGUUCAACAAGAAGUUACUUUUGAAAGAGGAAUGAAGAACCUAAAAGUCCAGUGCUACAUUUCACGCUUCUGGUCUUUUUGCAGGAAUGUACACACAGCGCAACUUUUUGUAUUGGAGACUUCUGAACAGUGUUUUUUUUUUUGUAGACGUGUGAUUUUCUGAGCAGAAUCAAUUUGUAAGGGUUUGUAUAACUGUGGCAGUUGGAAAUGUAAAGCGUUUUCUACGUCACGGCAAGAGGCACGCUUAUAUCCACACAAUAUACAGUAUAUAAAAACAUUGGUUGUGUAUUUGACAAUCCUGCUGUGGGUAUACAGUGCCUUCAGAAAGUAUUCAUACCACUUGACUUAUUCCAUAUUUUGUGUUACAGCCUGAAUUCAAAAUGGAUUAAAUUAGUUUUUUUUCUCACCAAUCUACACACAAUAGCCCAUACUGACAAACUGAAAACAUGGUUUAGAAAUGUUUGCAAAUGUAUUGAAAAUGAAAUACAGAAAUAUCUAAUUAACAAGUAUUCACACCCCUGAGUCAUUACAUGUUAGAAUCACCUUUGGCAGCGAUUACAGCUGAGUCUUUCUGGAUUAGUCUCUCUCUAAGAGCUUAACACACCUGGGUUGUACAAUAUUUGCACAUUAUAAUUUAAAAAAUUCUUCAAGCACUGUCAAGUUGGUUGAUCAUUGUUAGACAGCCAUUGUCAAUUCUUGCCAUAGAUUUUGAAUCCGAAGUCAAAACUGUUACUAGGCCACUCAGGAACAUUCAAUGUCAUCUUGGUAAGCAACUCCAGUGUAUAUUUGGCCUUUUAUUUUAGGUUAUUGUCAUGUUGAAAUGUGAAUUUGUCUCCCAGCAUCUGUUGGAAAGCAGACUCAACCAGGGUUUCCUCUAGGAUUUUGCCUGUGCUUAGCUCUAUUCUGUUUUAUUUUAUCCCCAAAAAACCUCCCUAGUCUUUGCCGAUGACAAGCAUACCCAUAACAUGAUGCAGCCACCACCAUGCUUGAAAAUAUGAUGAGUGGUACUCAGUGAUGUGUUGUGUUGGAUUUCCCCCAAACCUAACAAUAUUCAGGACAUAAAGUUCAUUUGUUUGCCACAAUUUUUUUGCAGUUUCAGUUUAGUGCCUUAUUGCAAACCGGAUGCAUGUUUUGGAAUAUUUUUUUUCUGUACAGGCUUUCUUUUUUUCACUCUGUCAUUUAGGUUAGUAUUGUGAAGUAACUAUAAUGUUGUUGAACCAUCCUCAGUUUCUCCUAUCACAGCCGUUAAACUCUAACUGUUUUAAAGUCACUGUUGACCUCACGUUGAAAUCCCUGAGCGGUUUCCUUCCUCUCCGUCAACUGAGUUAGGAAGGACGCCUGAAUCUUUUUAGUGACUGGGUGUAUUUAUACACCAUCCAAAGUGCAAUAACUUCACCAUGCGCAAAGGGAUAUUCAAUGUCUGUUUUUAAACAUUUACCAAGUAUCAUGGCCAUUCUUUGUGAGGCAUUGGAAAACCUCCCUGGUCUUUGUGGUUGAAUCUGUGUUUAAAUUCAUUGCUCGACUGAGGGACCUUGCAGAUGAUUGUAUUUGUGGGGUACAGAGAUGAGGUAGUCAUUCAAAAAUCAUGUUAAACACUAUUGCACAUAGUGAGUCCAUGCAACUACUGUGACUUGUUAAGCAAAAAAAAUAUCUACUUAUUUAGGCUUGCCUUAACAAAGGGGUUGAAUACCUAUUGACUCAAGACAUUUCAGCUUUUCAUUUUUAAUUAAUUUGUUAAAAAAAGGGCAUUGUGUGUGUAGACCCAUGACACAAUCUGUUUUAAUCCAUUUUAAAUUCAAGCUGUAAUGCAACAAUGUGGGAAAAGUCAAGGGGUGUGAACACUUUCCAAAGGCACUGUAGUUCCACCUAGAUUUGAAGCUCUGCAAUGUUGUUACUUUCAGUUUUCCUAUAAAUGUUUAUUUUUCAAUAUUUUGUGUGUACUGUAUGUAGCCUGACAUUCUGUGCUAAUAAUGUUGAAUGCACAAGCUUCAACGACCUUGCUCAACAUCACGUCCUUAUUCCAAUCCUUCAUAUCUUAAAGAGAUGCUCAACGUUGUUCGUGGAAAGGUAUCGUCCUGUAGGUUUUUGCUCCAACCAUAAUCUAGCCCACCCUAUUUAUAACAAUUAGGUGGUUGAUAAACUGAAUCAGGUCAGUUACAACUGCGGUUGGAGCGAAAACCUACAAGAGGGUAGCUCUCCAGGAACAGGGUUGGGCAGCCCCGCACAUGGACCAGACAGAAUAUGACCAGCAUUUUUUGGUUACACAACUUUCAUGAUUAAGCCAUUAUAAAUGCUUUUUAAUCCUUAUAAAUACCUAAUUUCAAUGUAAAUGAUGAAAUACAUAUUAAUAGUAUGUAGACCCUUAACUAUUUAUACAUGUUUAGCCUAUUCAUGACAGUCAUAAAAGUGUAAACACAUUUUAUUAAUGGAAUUGAGUCAUUUAAACCAGUGACAUUUCAAAAACUUUGCUUUCAGCCAAAACUGCAAAAUUCACAUUAAAUGUGUUCUGUGAACAAUCGGUGUUGACCAUCAAACCAAAUAAGUUCAGCUUUUAAAAAGUCAAUAAAAAUAUGCAAAAGGA